AUUCCUCCAAAUUGUUAGUUAGCGCAGACGCGUCAACUAGACGCCCCGAAGUUAAACAGCUGUUCGACCUUGAGUUAACGAACACAACUUAAACAAACUAUAAUCAUGGACUUCAACGACAAAGUGGUUCUAAUUACCGGUGCCAGUUCCGGCCUCGGAGCUGCAACAGCCAUCUAUUUGUCAAAAUUAUCAGCCAAACUCGCGUUAGUUGGCCGCAAAGAAGCAAACCUCAAAAGAAUAGCCCUAUACUGUGAGAAAACAAAAGGAAUAAAAGCUCUUUCAAUUACCGCUGACGUCACAGAGGACCUUGAUGUUGAAAGAAUAAUUAAGGAGACAGUCGAUCACUAUGGGAAACUGGACGUUUUGGUUAACAACGCCGGCGUUAUUGGCAUGGGUGGAAUCAAGAACUCUUCUAUGGAAACUUACGACACAGUUAUGAAUACAAACAUGAGAGCUGUUUACCAGUUAACGAUGCUUGCUACUCCGCAUCUGAUACAAAGUAAAGGUUGUAUUGUGAAUAUUUCUUCGAUAGCCGGUACUAAGCCUAGCACGAUGGCUUUGGCUUACAACAUUUCUAAGGCAGCGUUAGACCAUUUCACAAAAUGUGUUGCGUUAGAAUUAGCGCCUGAUGGCGUAAGAGUGAAUUCUGUAAACCCAGGGUUUGUGAAAACUAAUCUGUUGAAGAAUAUUGGUUUGAGUGAAGAUCAGUUGGCCAUGUUUGUGACCAACGUUGUUGGUAAUAUGCCCAUGAAGAAAGCUGUGGAAAGUGACGAGGUUGCAGCCUUGAUUGCAUUUCUAGCAAGUGAUAAAGCUAAAAGUAUUACUGGAUCAACCUACGUUAUAGAUGGCGGUAGUUUAUUAAAAUAAAUGAAAUGUAAAUAUGCAGUAACUUUUUAAGUAAGAUGUAAUUUAUGAGAUUUUUAGUUCGCCAAUCAUUUGUCAUUAUUAUAGCUUACCACUUAAUGUCUUAGCCAUAUUAUUUAUUUUUUUAAAUCCUACCACUGUAAAGAAAAAAUAAACAAUAAGAAACAUGCGAACAGUCGUAAAAUACGUAAGUAAUAAUUUACCUUAUCUGAUCAAUCCUCGUUAUAAACUUAUAUCCUAUUGUUAAAUAAAUGUUUCCUCUUGAUGACCGUUAUGAGUAACCUAGUCAAAUGCUUUCAAAGUAUUAUUUAUCGAUAGUAUAUAAUAUUGUUAAGUAUAUUAUUCUUAUAUAAAGUUGUAUUUUAGAAAAUGAUAUAAAAUAAAUAUUACGAACAUAA
Messenger RNA from Helicoverpa zea (corn earworm), 1262 nucleotides. RefSeq lists its product as uncharacterized. The record is from RefSeq and is a predicted model, not a curated record. Lineage: Eukaryota; Metazoa; Arthropoda; Insecta; Lepidoptera; Noctuidae. The transcript has a single exon. The coding region runs from base 106 to 867 and encodes 253 amino acids. Gene Ontology annotation, molecular function: oxidoreductase activity.